UAGGCUGAACUCUCAAAAUGAAAGUUUGACUUCGAGUUUGAGCAUUAAAACCUUUGUUUAAAAACAAAAAAAAUCGUUUUGUAUUUGUGUAUUUAUCGUUAUCCUACGACACAAAUACGGCUGCGGUCUGUCCAUCCGUUUGGUGAACAGAGCAGCAGCAGACGGGUCUCCAUGCGGCGUCGCGUUCAGCGAAUGUAACGUACUCUCGGCUGGUUGGAUGAAGGCGGUGCCAGAGGUGGCCAAGCAGCAGGGCCUUGCCUUUGUGGGUGUAGAAAGAGAAGAUGGCUCCCGUUCUGGACAAACACCUCCCCGGUGCAGCCGGUUCGGGCGACAAUAACAACGAAGACGAAGAAGGACAAAGCCUCUGGUCCUCAAUACUGAGUGAAGUUUCAACCAGAUCAAGUUCAAAGUUGCCAUCAGGAAAGAACAUCCUGGUGUUUGGUGAGGAUGGAUCGGGAAAAACAACACUUAUGUCCAAACUCCAAGGAGCUGAUCACAACAAGAAGGGCAGAGGACUGGAGUACCUUUACUUAAGUGUCCAUGAUGAAGACCGUGAUGACCUUACCCGCUGCAAUGUGUGGAUCCUGGAUGGGGACCUGUAUCACAAAGGCCUUUUAAAGUUUGCUGUGACAGCUCAGUCGCUACCUGACUGCCUAGCCGUGUUCGUUGUGGACAUGUCUCGACCCUGGACCAUUAUGGAGUCCUUACAGAAGUGGGCCAGUGUGCUCCGUGACCAUGUGGACAAGCUAAAGAUUCCUCCAGAGGACAUGAGAGAAAUGGAGCAGAGGAUGGUAAAAGCUUUCCAAGAGUACAUAGAACCAGAAGAUGGCACCCCGUCCUCCCCACGUAGGGCCACAACAUCAGGAGAAGAUGAGGCAGUUGUGUUACCACUCGGAGAAAACACACUAACACACAACUUUGGCAUUCCAGUGCUAAUAGUUUGCACUAAGUGUGAUGCAGUCAGUGUUCUAGAGAAGGAGCAUGACUUCAGAGACGAGCACUUUGAUUUCAUCCAGUCCCACAUCAGGCGAUUCUCCUUACAGUACGGAGCUGGCCUGAUCUAUACCUCAGUAAAAGAGGAGAAGAACCUGGAUCUGCUUUACAAAUAUAUUUUACAUAAGUUGUAUGACUUUCAGUUUGUCACUCCUGCGUUAGUGGUGGAGAAAGAUGCAGUGUUCAUUCCAUCAGGAUGGGAUAAUGAGAAGAAAAUUGGGAUUUUGCAUGAAAACUUCACAACAGUUAGACCAGAAGAUCCAUUUGAAGAUUUUAUUACAAAACCUCCAGUACGAAAGCUGGUUCACGACAAGGAGAUUUGUGCAGAAGAAGAGCAGGUAUUCCUCAUGAAGCAACAGUCUUUGCUAGCAAAGCAGCCAGCUACACCAACAAGAGGAGCAACAGAGUCUCCAGGACGGCCGGCUUCAGUGUCCCCCAGGCCUGCCGGUCGUGGCCAACCCACUGUAAGCAGCAGCUCGCCAUUAUCUACUGUCAAGAAGCCUGACCCUAACAUGAAAGCGGGGGCUGCAAACGAAGGAGUGCUGGCCAAUUUCUUCAAUAGCCUGUUGAGUAAAAAGACGGGAUCACCCGGUAGCCCAGGAAGUGGAGCAGUUGGCGCUGGAGUGCAAGGGUCUGCCAAGAAAACAGGGCAGAAGCCGGGUUUGACUGAUGUCCAGGCAGAAUUGGACCGAAUGACUCGCAAACAAGACUCCAUGGUUCCAGCUAACAACAUACCACCGACGGAGAACGAAGCGUGAAGGCAACAAAACCAGCUUCAUUGUGUACUGCUUUAUUACCCUUGGAAAAAUCGAUGUACAUGUGAGCAUAAAAAUGAAAAAAAAAAAAAGACCACUUUCCCCAACGCCUGUACCAGUCAGCGCACACCAAAUACGUUUCAGAUGCUACAGAAAGUCUCAGAAAGAUUGGAAGAUCGUGAUAUGAGAGGUGGAGAUAUUAAUGAGAUUAUAACUACUGAGGGCUUGGCCUUAUGCUCUCCUCUCCUGCUGAAAAUGUAAUGGGGGGGGGGGGGGGGGAUGUGUGGACCCUCCCUGGCGGCCCGUCUGAUUCGUUGGGCUGCAGGCCCCAGUUUUUUCGGGGGGGGGGUACAUCUCAUGGUUUUCAAGAGUGCUAUGAUACUGGUCCUGUGGCGCCUGGUUAUGCCUGUCUCGUGGAAGGAAUUGGUUUGACAUUGGAAGGUGUUUAAACUCUAAAUACUGAGAAGAGGAAAAUCAAAUACUCGCACACACAUGUAGUAUGUCAAAAAACAAAUGAUUCUGGUGUAUUUAUGCAAUGCUCCUCUUUAUUUUAUUUUCAGCGCCGUAUGUUGGUUUAAGGAUUAUUGGUUCAGUGCUAAAAAAAAACAAUACUGACAUCAUGAUGCUAAUGAUGUGACAGCAUAUCAGUUGACUCACCCUGUUCAUCUCAAAGGAUUCUGUAAAUAUAGAAGAAGAAAAAAAUUCAGGUUCAGGUUUACUCUUUUUUUUUUUUUUUUUUUUUUUUGUACAAAGUGCAUUUCUGUCCAAAAAUAGCAUGUCUGACUGGACAAAGACUGAUUGGAAUUCUUAGAACCUGCAUUGAGUUAGCUUUUUUUAGCGACAGGUUUGGGGGACGGGUUGGGCAUCUUUCCUACUGUAACUCCUAAGUGCCUCGCAAGGUUAGCUGUUGGUGUCAUAGCAGAGGUUCUGGUCCACAAUGGAGGGAAUGCACUGUAGCUCCACCGCUUGAAGUUUUCCUCCCAUUUUUGUUGAUGUACAACAAGCCCUGUGGUCUGCUAACUUUUUCCAAUUCUGUGAGCUUAAGUUUAAUGCAUUGAAUUCCUAAUGUAAAUUAUUACAGUUGUUAAAGUCCCACCUGAUGGAUCUGAAUAUGUUCCUCCAUCUACUGCGGUUGAUGCUACUUAUUUUCAGCUAAAAUACAUGCAGCUGCUUGACGGAAAAAAACAAACAGAAUCUGUAUCCUUCAGUGUUUGACAGCACUUACCUCUUCAUCCUUUGUUUUCACUCUGUACUUUUCAUGUAAGUUAAAACAUUCCCAGUUUCUAAAUGACAGUAGUUGUAGAAACAUCCCUGAUUUAAAAAAAAAAAAAAAGAAGAAAAAAAGGGUUAAACUUUUUUUGUUCAGUGUCCAUUAAAAUUGACAGCCAUCACAUUCAAUGUACAGUAAAGGCCAUCUUGCCUUCACAGGAAUACUCCUAAUUUGUGUCUUUGAAGGGUUGCUUGAUUGUCUUUUAUUUCUGGUCUUUUUUUUUUUGUAAAAGCUGUAUCAUAUCAAAAGAAUCUGUUUUUUUUUUCUGACACGAUAAUGAAAAAAGAAGUGCACACUAACAUUCUUAACUAUAUGCAAGGUCCUAUUGAAGGCCAUGUAUGGUGUAGACUGUAGCUUUGACAGAAUUAUGGCAGUUGGGAAGAUUUUAGCUGUUAAAAAAAAUAAUGGCCAAAAGGACACAGUUGGAAUUGGAUUAAAAAACCAAAGAUUGCUCCUGUAGUUCCUGCUACACACGUUCCUAUUCUGUAAUGUUCCAUCAAAUUAAGGUCUAACUCUUUUUAACACCAUGUCAACGUAUAAACAUACCUUUAUCCCGUCUACCAUGCUCAGUUUUUUUUUGCAUCACAUUUAUGUAAGUCGGUGAUCGGAAGUGGGACUUAAACAUUUUUUUUUCAAACUUUUACUCUACGAAUACAGUUUGUUUUCACAGUGUUGUGUUAAUAAAACAUCACUCAAUUCCCCUUCAUUUGCUUUACUAAAUCAUCUAUUCAAAUUAAUUUCUAAUCAUUUGUAGCUAAGGAUAAAGCACAAUUAAUAGCCAGUGAUGCCAUGUUUUGAAAUGAGCACCUCUUGCCUUGAAAACACAUUGCUUAUCUGUUUUGCCUUACCUUUUUAAGUUAAGAACAGAUAUAAAAGGAUGAUUAACAACAAAACUUCGAUCUUCAUCUUGUGAUUACCCCUCUACUUUUUUUUUUUUUUGAUUUGCCAAAUGUCACUGUAAACGAAGGACCUGUGACCGGUGUUUCUGAUGCGUGCCCGUACUUGCAUUUGGCAUUUCGCUGCAUCGAUGGAAGCGCUCCGGCUCCUCCUCGUGUCUUUUACACUUGCUCUUUGCAAGGAUUUGUUGUUACUCUCAAGAUUGAAUAAUGAACAGUUGUUACCUUUUGGUACUCACCUGUCAAUCGCAAAGAAUUGCCUUUUCACCUCCUUAAAAAGAAUUGCCUUCAACCACUCGGCAGUGUUCGCCUCCACAAGACUUUCAGCUUCAGCUUCUAGCCCUUUUGUACUGAAAAUAUCAAGACGAUUGAAGGACAUGACUUGCUGCAUUUGGGUGUUCUGGAUGAAAAAGUUUGUAUGUCUAACUCAUUUCUGUAGCCUCCAAGUCGCCAUAUUGUUUUUAGCUUAAAAUGCCUUCAAUGAUACGGAAAUGUUUAUCAGACCCACGGCUUAAAUAAAACCAAGGAUCGAGA
Messenger RNA from Oryzias latipes (Japanese medaka), 4448 nucleotides. RefSeq names its product dynein, cytoplasmic 1, light intermediate chain 2 (gene dync1li2). Gene Ontology annotation, molecular function: dynein heavy chain binding. Gene Ontology annotation, biological process: microtubule cytoskeleton organization; microtubule-based movement. Gene Ontology annotation, cellular component: cytoplasmic dynein complex; centrosome. NCBI's taxonomy places the organism in Eukaryota, Metazoa, Chordata, Actinopteri, Beloniformes, Adrianichthyidae. The record is from RefSeq and is a predicted model, not a curated record.